AUGAUUGAGAGGGUUGAGAUGAAGAAUUAUAAGCAGUGUGUAGUGAAAAGUGAAGGUCCAGAUUCUGCUUCAAUGCCUCCAGUACCCAUUUCUCCCAUCAAAGUUGGGCACAUUGAUGAUGUCCAAGAGCUGAGAAAAACUAAGCCAAAAACAAUUCCUCAAAGAUUUGUACGAGACAUGACAGAAAGGCCAACACUUACUGCUACACUUCUUCCCCCACCACAUACUCACAUGCCUGUCAUUGAUUUCUCUAAGCUUUCCAAAGGAAACAACGAGGAAGUCCUUGGUGAAAUAUUCAGUCUUGCAACUGCUUGUGAAGAGUGGGGAUUUUUUCAGGUAAUCAAUCAUGAGAUUGACCACAAUCUGCUAGAGAGCAUAGAGAACCUGAGCAGGGAGUUUUUCAUGCUACCUUUGGAAGAGAAACAGAAAUACCCUAUGGCUCCAGGUACUGUCCAAGGGUAUGGACAAGCUUUUGUUUUCUCAGAGGACCAGAAGUUGGACUGGUGCAACAUGUUUGCUCUUGGACUUGAACCUCAAUAUCUUAGGAACCCAAAUCUAUGGCCAAAGAGACCAGAAAGAUUCAGUGAAACGGUGGAAGUGUACUCAGGAGAAAUAAGAAAACUGUGCCACAGUCUGCUAACAUACAUAGCUUUAGGCCUGGAUUUGAAAGGGGAUGUGUUUGAGAAGAUGUUUGGUGUAUCAGUGCAAGCCAUAAGGAUGAACUACUACCCCCCAUGUUCCAGACCGGACCUUGUUUUGGGUCUGAGUCCCCAUUCAGAUGGAAGUGCUCUCACUGUGCUGCAGCAAGCAAAAGGAGGCCCAGUGGGACUUCAGAUACUCAAGGACAAUACAUGGGUUCCUAUUCAACCAAUUCCAAAUGCACUUGUCAUCAACAUUGGAGACACAAUAGAAGUUCUCACAAAUGGAAAAUACAGGAGUGUGGAGCAUAGAGCAGUUGCUCACGAGGAGAAAGAUAGACUCUCAAUUGUGACAUUUUUUGCUCCUAGCUAUGAGGUAGAGCUUGGUCCAAUGCCAGAAUUUGUGGAUGAAAACCACCCAUGCAAGUAUAGAAGAUACAAUCAUGGGGAAUACAGUAAACACUAUGUAACAAACAAGUUACAAGGCAAAAAGACCCUGGAUUUUGCCAAGAUCCAAACCAAAAUCGCAAACUAG
Molecule: messenger RNA, 1173 nt
Organism: Sphenostylis stenocarpa
Lineage: Eukaryota; Viridiplantae; Streptophyta; Magnoliopsida; Fabales; Fabaceae
Source: the annotation of a GenBank genome assembly